Molecule: messenger RNA, 3000 nt
Organism: Bemisia tabaci
Lineage: Eukaryota; Metazoa; Arthropoda; Insecta; Hemiptera; Aleyrodidae
Gene: wal
Product: electron transfer flavoprotein subunit alpha wal
Biological process (GO): fatty acid beta-oxidation using acyl-CoA dehydrogenase
Cellular component (GO): mitochondrion
Molecular function (GO): flavin adenine dinucleotide binding; electron transfer activity
Source: RefSeq, a predicted model, not a curated record
UGACAUUGGAGGUUAGAAGUGCACUGUUUUUCAGGCCCCGUCAGUCGUUCUCUCAAUUAACUGUGUUUUCUCAUCAAGUGAAGUGUUUUUAUUAAUUUUUUUCCUUCGAAAUUAACUUCGGAGAGAAUAUUUCAAGAUUUUAUGCGAUACAGCUUCCAAGAUGUUCUCGAAAACGUUAGCCAGCACUGUGAAAUGCGUUAGCAGGAAUCAGUUUCAUGGGAGUCAGAGAUUUCAGAGCACUCUAGUCCUAGCUGAGCAUAACAAUGAAAAUGUCGCUGCAGCCACAAGACAUGCAGUUACAGCAGCUGCUAAACUUGGAGGAGACGUUUCCGUUCUUGUUGCUGGAACAAAAGUUGCACCUGUUGCUGAACAAGUCUCUAAAAUCAAAGGAGUAAAUAAAGUCCUGACUGCUGAAGGUCCUGAGUUCAAUGGAUUUCUAGCGGAAUCAAUCGCUCCAUUAGUUGCCGCCACUCAGAAACAAUUGAACUCUACUCACAUUGUUGCUGCCGCUAGUGCUUUUGGUAAAUCAGUUCUACCCCGUGUUGGUGCUCUAUUAGAUGUCUCCCCUGUCUCAGACAUAAUUGGUAUUAAGGACAAAGACACAUAUGUGCGAACAAUUUAUGCAGGUAAUGCCAUUUUAACUCUGAAGUCCCUAGACCCUAUCAAAAUCAUCAGUGUGAGGACAACCAGUUUCGAAGCUGCUGAAGAUGGAGGCUCUGCAGCUAUUGAACAAGCUCCAUCUGGAGAUUUCAAAUCAACUGUCUCAGAAUUUGUUGGCCAGGAGCUGACCAAAAGUGACAGGCCAGAUCUAGGAAGUGCCAAAAUUGUUAUCUCUGGAGGUCGAGGCCUAAAGUCCGGAGACAACUUCAAGCUCUUGUAUGAUCUUGCUGACAAAGUUGGAGCAGCUGUCGGAGCAUCUCGAGCUGCAGUUGAUGCUGGGUUUGUGCCAAAUGACAUGCAGAUUGGUCAAACAGGAAAAAUUGUAGCACCUGAGCUGUAUGUUGCUGUUGGAAUCUCUGGUGCCAUUCAACAUUUAGCAGGAAUGAAAGACUCUAAAACUAUUGUCGCCAUCAACAAAGAUCCAGAUGCUCCCAUUUUCUUGGUUUCUGACUUUGGACUUGUUGCAGAUUUAUUCAAAGCAGUCCCUGAAAUGAUUCAGAAAGUUUAAUGUCUUUUGCUCAAACCAAAGCUUACUCGUAUCUACAGCCAAAAGAUAUCAAACGUACAGUCCAACCAUUCAUUCAUUUAGUGUAACUCGAGUAAACUACUACAGAAAUAAUGAAAAUUUAAGACAUAAUUGCUCCAGGCUCAGCUGAAGUCAAGUUAAAAAUCUCACUUUUAAAAUUUUUUUUAAAAUCAUCUUUGUCAACAAUUUGGUUGCUGCCAUGUGAAUUGGCAUUCACAUUGUAACAUUCUAUCCGAUUCACUAUAAUGCAAAAAAAGUGUAUCUCAAUCUCAAGGUUUAAAAACCUAGGAUCAUGUUUUAUUUUCUUCAAGAAAAACUAGUGUCUCUUUGCAAUUUUGUGUGAUUUUUUUUAAACAAGUGAAAAAAAUCAGAAAAAAUUCCAAUAGAAACUGUUGGUUGGUUUUUCUUCAACAAAAUAAAGCAUGAGUGGGGACAUUCAAUGUUGGAAUCGGAAUAACGGUCCUCUCAACUUCAACAGGCCAAUCCUGCCAUUUUUGCCGGAAAUUUUUUUUUUUUUUUACAAAACUCCCUCCUUUUAUUUUUAAAGAUAAGCCAUCAUUUGAGGAAGAUUUACUGUAACAUUUUUUGUUUUUGUGGCUUACAUCUACCUUACAACAUCUUCGUUCCUAAUUACAAAUUUGUUUCAGAAACCCUUCUUCUGGUGGAGCUUAGUUUAAUUUAUAUUCAUUUUUAUUCCCAUAUGCAAUACUCGUUUAACUAUCAUUUGGUUUAAGGAAAUGUUACAAGUUAAUUUAUCAAAUCCCACUCACUUCUCAGUGCUGAUAGACUAAGCAAGAGUAAUAUAUAAAUUUAAUCAAUGAGACACGAAGAUACCCCAAAUAAUUUAACGAAACAAAACACAAGAAAAUGGGAAGCCAAGUUUGGUUUUCCCUUGUUCUUGUGUUUUGUUUUGCUUAAUCAACGAGUUCAGCUGUCUAAUUUCGACAAUUUUAUGUUUAAGAAUUUAAGAAAUCAUGGUCAUAAUUCUUUAAUUUUUUAUCAUCUUAGAUACUUUUUAGAGCUGCUAGGAAGGUGAGAGUAUGUUUGAAUGGUACAUAGUUGGGAUUUUCUAAUAGGACCUUAAUUAACGUAGCGCAAAUUUUUAUAAGACUGUCUUUUAGUUCUUAAGUCAAUGAUAAAAAAUGUACCUUUUAAAGAACAAUUAAACGUGUGAAGUCAAGAUAUUACACUGUUAUUACCACAAACUUACCUGACUUUGAUGGGCUCUGAAGGGCCUCUAAACAAGGUAUGAAUUAAAACAUUACAGAACAUGCUUUCUCUUUAAAAGUUCACAAGGAAAAUUAAUUGCCCAAUAAGAAGUCUGAAAAUGCACUCCUGAACUAGGUGUGAGUGUUCACAAUUAACAUCGGUUGAAUAGCGAAAAUACAAAAAAUGUCAUUUGUAUAUUUUAACUUCUAAUGCAUCUGGGUUUUAAAUAUUCGUUAAUGUCUCUGCAGGAGUUGAAUUUCAAACUUUUUUGUGUCAAUCAUUUUCUGUGUAAGAUUUUGAAGAGAUUGAUGUGAUGUUUUUCUCUUAGCUCAGACCUUGUGUAGAUGCCUAUUGUGCUCUCUUCUCUAUCCUAGUUAAUUCUUUCUGAAUGCAUGAUCAUAGAUUGCCUAUAUGCUUGUUUUUUGCAGGCACAUUCAAUUUCAGAAUUUUUUAUUUUAAUUUUAAGAGUUUAUUUUUCUAUGGUGUGUUCUAAUUUUAAGUCAAAUUUGUGAGAUCUGUGUGUAGGUGAUGAUGUAUUGUUUUUACUUGAAUUGUAUGAAUGUCAAAAGUAACCUAGUAAAUUUCUAAUUUGUUUUUAAACGUUA